AUGAACUACGCCGUGGCGAAUGCCGGCAUGCUCGCCGAAGCGGUGGAAUCUUCGUCGAGUUUAACAAGCCUCACAAUCUUCGGCAUCGCGAGCGAUCAACCAGAAGUCAUCCGCGAGUCGGCCGUCAAAGUCUGUUCUCUGGAUUACAGUGGAGUGUUCCCGCACGACUAUGUGCAUUCUUUGGAGAGCAUGCCGAUCCCCGUCCACUUGCUGGAACAGCGGGCUGCCAGACUCACGUCGCUUGACGUUGCAGAGCUGCACAUGAGCCCGUUCAGGUCGACGAAGCUCAUCGCAGCUCUUAUAAAGAACCACACCAUCACGGAAAUCGCCGUCGGAGCUUGCGUCUUUGCUUCUGGUCCGUUCGACGGGCCGUCGCCGUCGUUCGAGAAAUAUCUGUUAAAAGAAAACGCGACGCUCAGGAAGCUCACUCUGAGAGGAUCGCACUUCGACGACGAAACUGUUUGGUUGCCGAACCUAGCCCAAGCCAUCUCGACAAUGACGACUUUGCAAGAACUAGACGCGGACUGGUUGGGCACGAGCCAGCACUGCGAACUGUUCUUUAUCGUUGUCUCCCGCAACCGGUUCCUGCGCAGUUUGACGUUGCAGCUUGGCGGGAUGGACGACAUAAUCGUCGAGCAGCAACGACGACAAGACGUAGCGGCUGUCAACGAUCGAUCCUGGGUGUCGGCGUUGCAGGAGAACAGUGCGCUACAAAAGUUGGACCUCGACCUUUCAUGGUCGACCACCGAAAACUGCUGUUUCUUAGUUCGAGCUCUUGCGAACAACCACUGCCUUCAAAGCCUGACGUUGCGUUAUCUUCCGGAUGUUGAUAGGCUGGAAGAAGUCUGCUGCGCAAUACGUAAGAGUGGACUUGUCAACAGGGUGUACAUCCCGAAACAUUGCGUUGAGAGCCUUGAUGCGGCAGAGCUUUCCGACUUUCCUGAGGUAACUUCCAUCACUGUACAUCUGAUACAUUUAGAUGACGCAGCGCGUAUGCAAGGUUUCUUCCAAUGCCUCGUGGCUUGUAACUACAUCUCAUCACUUGGCGUGACUCUCAAUUUCUUCGACGAAAGUGUUUGCGCAUCACUGGCCACUUACAUAAAAGGUGCGUCCGCGCUCAAGGAAAUCAUGCUGAAGAUCGAUUUUGACAUUAUAGAUGAAUGGGAUGGGGACGAUGAUGAUCUAUUUCAGUCUAUCUCAAACUUGUGCAAAGCACUCUGUUCGAAUCUAGGCAUUACCAGGAUUACCUUGGACUGGCUGGUAGAAUUAUGUGACGAGGACUGUCAAGCGCUCGCUCACGCCGUUUUAAGUAACCGACGCCUUCACGAGCUCACCGUUAAAUUCGCACAAUACGAUAACAGAGCAGCCCUUCUGCGCCAUCUCUUGCCAAGAUUUCACCAGAACUACAGCCUCCUUCGGCUAGAAAUGCCAGCCUGCAUACAACCUUACGCCAACAUCUUCGCCGCCCAGGAAAUCGUUCGACGCAACUGCAGCCUCAUUGAACGAGCGACCAGGUUCGUGUUGGGAGACCACGAUCCUUACUGCGCACGCGCCGUGGAGUUCGUUUCGGAACACCCCAAGCUCGUGGACAAUGUUCGUCGCGAGGCGGCAUUGAGCGACGAGGCGGAAGCCGUGGCCCUGAUCAGAGGAGCCGUGCGUCGCCUGUGCCUCGCCGACGUGCACGAGUUCAUGCGGUUGACUGGCGUCGUCCAGGAACGAGUCGUGUGCCACGCCCGAGAAGAUGGCGCCACGCAGUUCGACAAACUGAGCCACGACUGCUGGCUUCACAUUCGCCGGUACCUGACUGUAGCGGAUGUGGUGGAACCUGGAGGCCCGUUAACCUCGUCGAACUCCGUGCCACGUCCUUGUGUAUGACAUCAUUCUGUAAUCUUCUUCCAACAACAUCCUCCAAGAUAGCUUUUACCCCCUUCAGACAAGGCGUGCACAUUUAUGAACGCGACCUAUUUUUACCAUUUCUGUGCAGUGGUAGCAAGGCACCGAGCACAAACAUUAAGUUUAGGGUAAAUUGACCAUUCUGCUAACCUAUGUUAGUUCCAUUUUACUUCUGAGUGAUAUGUAUCGUUACGGUGUACCGCUUUGGUGAAGGCACCAGUGUGUU
This is a messenger RNA of Dermacentor silvarum, 2119 nucleotides long. RefSeq lists its product as uncharacterized. The record is from RefSeq and is a predicted model, not a curated record. The coding region runs from base 1 to 1875 and encodes 624 amino acids. NCBI's taxonomy places the organism in Eukaryota, Metazoa, Arthropoda, Arachnida, Ixodida, Ixodidae. The transcript has a single exon.